CCCCCCAGCUUGUCUUGUUUCAUAGCCGGAGCUGAGUCUCUUGGUUUUGGUUGCCAGCAACCGGCAGCAGCCAGGCCUCCCUAUCCCCUCACGGGGCCAGAGUGAUUGCUUUUGGAAGUGGGAAAUCGAAGACGGAGGAGAUGCGACACAGCUGCAGAACGAUGCGACGACUCUGAAGAUCGACAACCUGCUUCUCUCGGCACCACCCCCACGACCUUUUGGCCUGACCCGAUAGGUAACGCCGCGCAAACAAGACGCUUGCAGCCCCGAAAGACUCGGUGCAGUCUAUUGCACACCACGCCUUCUUCCUACAUCGACGCGCUGCUACUUGGUCACUUUCCGCAACAUGCCGUCACUCGAGGCAAAGAUUGUGGUGGUUGGCAGCCAAGGUGUGGGCAAGACGUCGCUGCUGAUGCGCUACGUCAAAGGCUCGUUCAAUCCAUCACAGGUCACCUCCACGGUCGGCGCCAGCUUCCUGGCCAAAAGAGUUGUGGCCGACGAUGACACGGUUGUGAGGUUGCAGAUUUGGGACACAGCCGGCCAGGAACGCUUCCGAUCCAUAUCGAAACUGUACUACCGGGGCGCCAACGCAUGCAUACUGUGCUACAGCAUAACAGAUGCCAAUUCAUUUGCCGAGAUGGGCAUGUGGCUGCGCGAGCUGCGGCGCAACCUACCCGCAGAUAUCGUGCUGCACGUCGUCGGCACCAAGGCCGAUAUAGUCGCCCGUGAUCCUUCCCGGCGGGAGGUACCCUUCGAGCGCUGCAUAGCAUACGUCGCCGAGCAUUUGGCUCCAGGUCAGACUAGCACACCUCCGCCUACUGCAACGCCGCUUCUUCCGACCCCGAUUUCAAACGGCACCAGCACGCCCGCAGGGAUGGCAGCACACUCGACGUCUCCCCCUUUUAUACACGGCGGCGAGCCUCGCAGCCCGAGCUCGAAGCGCAGCAGCGGCUUCUGGGGCAUGGAGGUUGGCUGGGAUGCCUGUCACGAGAUCUCUGCCGAGAGCGGCGAGGGCGUCGAGGAGGUCUUCCGCGUGGUGACGCGCAAGCUGGUCGAGCAGAACCGCAAAAUGCAGCAGGCUCUCUUGGCCGCGACCGCGACGCCCGGCAUGACUCCGGCGGGCGACGCCCUGAUGAGCGGAGGCUAUUAUGACGGAGGCGCUGAUCAUUACGGCGCCGGUGGUCCGAUGUCAGGCGGCGGCCCCGGAGGAUCCGCGGUCGCCGGUUACUUUGACGGGAUGAACCCAAGAGGCAGUUUCCGCGUCGGCCGCGACAGGCGGUCCUGGCUCUUCUCUCCCGCCAUCCAAAUCGAGCAGGGAGGAGCACCGCAAGGCGGGGAACAAGGUGCAGAAGAACCUGAUGGCUCGAGGCGGAGCAGAUGCUGCUGAUAUGCCCCCAUCUCUACUUUUCCCCACGACUCUUUUUUUAUCGCAGCAUGUUUCUACUAUUUGUUAUCAUUCUUGUCUUGUUUUUGCCUUGCUUUUUAUCAUGCCAGGGGCGUCUUCGUUGCACUUCCAUUUGCAUUUCAGGAUCAUUCGGCCGGCGGUCUCUGUGCUUUUAGUUUCGAGUUGGUGUACUUUUUUCUUGCUUUCUGUUUUUGUUGAUUUAUUUCUUUAUACCCCAAAGCAUUGAUUGCAUGUAUGGGCUUGGUCAGGGUACUUCCUCGUCUAUCCCAGCUUUUUUUGUUGUUCUCUUUAUCAUCCAUCUACAUGAAGCAUUGACUUAAUAGUGUAAUGCAGCGGCACAGCUCGUUUUCUUUUCGGUUCUUACAGUUGUGCUACAAUAACAGAUCAGCAUGCGACUUGAAGCAAACUUCACCAACCUUGAC
Pyricularia oryzae 70-15 is the source of this 1827-nucleotide messenger RNA. RefSeq names its product GTP-binding protein ypt3. The transcript has 2 exons. Lineage: Eukaryota; Fungi; Ascomycota; Sordariomycetes; Magnaporthales; Pyriculariaceae. Gene Ontology annotation, molecular function: GTP binding; GTPase activity. The record is from RefSeq and is a predicted model, not a curated record. Gene Ontology annotation, cellular component: endomembrane system. Gene Ontology annotation, biological process: intracellular protein transport. The coding region runs from base 347 to 1387 and encodes 346 amino acids.